Messenger RNA from Dimorphilus gyrociliatus, 1766 nucleotides. The record is from the annotation of a GenBank genome assembly. Lineage: Eukaryota; Metazoa; Annelida; Polychaeta; Dinophilidae.
UUUACAUAAUGCAUAAUAAGAUAAAACGGCUCAUUUACAUAUUUCUAAUAUUAUUUAUAAGAUGCUAUAAAUUUUGCCCAUACGACAGGAAUGUUUGUCAGAGAAUUUGUGGAAUUUGCGGUAGUGGUACCUCAUGUAAUAGUCUAUACGGGAAGUGCGAUCCAAUUAAUUGUCCUAUUAAUAGAAUGGGCGAUGGUUGCCUAAAAGAAUGUUAUAACGGUCUAGGUCAUUCAUUUAAAGGCUAUACAAAUGUUUCGAGUUUUAAAAAGCCCUGCUUAAAUUGGUCUAAAUACAAUUUUACCGGCAGAGGGAACUAUUGUCAAAAUAUAAGAACAUCAAACGAAACUGGAAUUUGGUGUUUGGUUAAAAAUGGAAAUAGUAUUAUACAAGAGCCGUGUGACGUUGUUCAAUGUCCAAAGUUAUGCUCUAAGAAAGGUUGGGGCUCAAAUUGCGAAAGAGAAUGCUUUUGUAAGAACGGGGGACGGUGUCAUGCAGAGUAUGGCUUUUGCGAAUGUCCUCUAGGAUAUACGGGAGAGUUGUGCGAUAUAGAAUGUCGUAAUCCAAAACACGCAUCCGUGUGCAGUAAACUUUGCUGUUUUAAUGGUGGAAUCUGCAAAAGAGAAAGUGGUCUAUGCAAAUGUCCAAAGAAUAGAAUGGGUUCUCAAUGUCAGCUCGAUUGUCUUCAAAUAGGUCUAAUUUAUUCUGGUGAUAACAGUAGAACAAUAUCAGGAAGAUCUUGUAUUGAUAAAUGUCAAUCCGAUCCGAAGAAUAUAUCUUUAGAAUGUUUAACAACAACCGGACAACGUGAAAUGUGCGAUAUUCCGUUUUGCAGUAGAACAUGUUACUCUGGAAAUGGUGAAAGUUACUCUGUAAACGAGAUAAAUAAAGUAUACACUGCAGAAGGUUUAAAGGUUUGCUUACAUUGGUCCGAUCCAAGAGUUGUCUCUUAUGUAACUAAUUAUAAAUUUGCUGAUGGGAAAGGAACGAUUACCGCUCCUAAUCAUAACUUUUGUCGUUUUCCAAAGAGAAACAGAGAGGAGAGAAAUACAUCAAACGGACCGUGGUGUUACGUGUUAUAUAAAGGUGACAUUCGCGAAGCCUUAUGCGACGUUCCUCAGUGUAUAGAUUUCAAUAGAAAAACGUGUAAAGUUUGCGAAUUAGUAACUUGGAAAGUCUUACCUAGUACGAAUUAUAAGCACUUGACGGAGAAGGAGAAUUAUUUAAGCAAAUUAAAAGAACUGAAGAAUAAAUUAAGAAUAUGCCACGAAAAAAUAUGUAAAUUAGAUAGAACGAGAGAAGUAGUUGAAACUGAAUACGAAUGCGCUCUGUACAUUGCUAAUACAACUACUGGAAUAGAAAUUCAAAAUGGUUUACAUUAUACAAUAGAAUACGUUUAUACAGGUAGAAUAUGUACGGAAAAAUUUAGAGAUACCUCCUAUUAUUGCGUUAAAGUAUUGAUAGAUAUUCAACAGAGAUUGGAAUAUAAUUUAAAUCAUCAUAUAAGAAAAUUAAUAAGGAAUGCUAAAAUUACAUUAAUAGAUAUUAACUUUCAACCAGGCGCUCAAUCUCAACAAUGUGAUCGUUUCUUAAAAGAAUCUUAUCAAUCUUUCUAUCCUAAAUCUUCAACAAAUCAAAUUUUUGUUGAAAAUUCAACAAUUUCAUCUUUUUAUUCAAAUGGAACAAAUAACAAUAGCGUUUUAACUUUCUAUAAAGAAGAUAAGAUUAAAGAGAACAAUUCUAAAAGAUGGCAAUAUAAGAAAUCAUAG